AUGCCUUGUCUCCGUAGUGCAAUGGUGCAAUGCGCUAGAUACACAUAGUGUAAAGAAAGAAAAAUAAGAGUAAACUCUCUUUCUGAGAACAAAAAAGACAACCGCUUAAAUUAAUUCUUUUUCCUUUCUUUCUAUGAGCAGAGGGAUCCUCUCUGGCUACGAGCUGCAUGGAUGAAUCGGACUGUUGGUAAUUUCAUGUAAAACAGCCUUCAGAAUGCGGAGUAUAAUGCGGGGCUGUUUAUAGCCGUGUGCGACGAGCAGCGACGAGCUCUCUUGGUGAAGUUACACGAAUAUGACAGUGCCGUCGCGUGACAAAAACUCCGCUGGUACUUGGUAGUAUGUCCGGAUUGCUCGGACCGUGUUAGAUCUCUCUCGGGAGUGUGUAUUAUUCUCGACGCGAGUGCACCAUUGAGAUUCGCGUGAAGGAGUGCGGCGUGUCUCUUAUGAGCGACGUAGCGAACGGCACGCGACGCGAAUCAUGGCGAAGGAUGAAGGAGACGACGUGCUGCCGGACAAGGACGCGGCGAAGGGAUUUUACGCCAAGUACGAGCCCAAGGAGAUCCUGGGAAGAGGAAUAUCUUCCACUGUGAGAAGAUGCAUAGAGAAGGAGACAGGAAUAGAGUAUGCGGCUAAAAUUAUAGACAUCAGCAACGAAACUAAUGAGGAUGGGCAUACUAUGAAGGAUGCCACGCUACAAGAAGUUCAAAUACUUCGUAGAGUGGCUGGACAUUCGUACAUCAUUGAAUUGCAUGAUGUAUUUGAAUCUAGUACAUUUAUAUUCUUAAUUUUUGAAUUGUGCAAGAAUGGAGAGUUGUUUGAUUAUCUCACGUCGGUUGUGACACUUUCUGAAAAGAAGACGCGUUAUAUUAUGAGACAAGUAUUUGAAGGGGUCCAACAUAUACAUAACCAAGGAAUAGUGCACAGAGAUUUAAAACCUGAGAAUAUAUUACUUGACGAUAAUUUGAAUGUAAAGAUAACAGACUUUGGAUUUGCCAAAAUAUUAAAGCAUGGAGAAAAAUUGGAAGAUCUUUGCGGUACACCUGGCUACCUGGCACCAGAAGUAUUAAAGUGUAACAUGUUCGAGAAUACAGAAGGUUAUGGAUUUGAAGUUGAUAUAUGGGCUUGUGGCGUGAUUAUGUUUACACUAUUAGUUGGCUGCCCUCCAUUUUGGCAUCGGAAACAAAUGGUUAUGCUUAGAAACAUAAUGGAGGGAAACUAUUCAUUCACUUCUCCCGAAUGGGCUGACAUAACAGAGGCUCCAAAAGAUUUAAUAAGGAAGUUGCUGGUUGUUGAUCCUAAGAGAAGAAUUUCUAUAAAGGAUGCGCUAGAACAUUCAUUCUUUCACACUGUUCUGUGGGAUCAAGACAUCGCUCCUCUAAAACGUUCUCUGUCUUCUAACUCGCGACGUCUGAGUAGGAUAUCUCAAUUAGCUUUGGAGUUGAAGGCGAAAUCGUUCAAUGCAAGAAAGAGAUUUCAAUUGGCAAUUAUUUGUGUGAGAGCUGUUAUUCGUAUUAAACGGCUUCAUAUCACGCCUGAACCACUUUCGACACAAGUAGCUUGUAUCGAUCCAUAUAGAAUAAAAAUUCUGCGAAAGGUAAUUGAUGGCUGCGCGUUUCGUGUCUAUGGACAUUGGGUAAAAAAGGGAGAGGGUCAGAAUCGCGCAGCACUUUUUGAAAAUACACCAAAGACAGAAUUAAAGCAUCUAUAUGUUAGUAAUUUAAGUAGAUAACUAUUACAGUUUUAGUUAAAUUUUACUGGUUUCGGAAUCUCGAUGGUCCUAACGAAAUAUUUCCCAGACAGAUGUAAUUGUAAAAUAUUCACAAGAGAAAUUUUUUCUGAGAUUAAAGUAAAAUGGUUAAAUAAUA
Molecule: messenger RNA, 1865 nt
Organism: Wasmannia auropunctata (little fire ant)
Lineage: Eukaryota; Metazoa; Arthropoda; Insecta; Hymenoptera; Formicidae
Gene: PhKgamma
Product: phosphorylase b kinase gamma catalytic chain, skeletal muscle/heart isoform
Exons: 9
Coding region: 479-1729 (416 amino acids)
Biological process (GO): glycogen biosynthetic process; protein phosphorylation
Cellular component (GO): phosphorylase kinase complex
Molecular function (GO): ATP binding; phosphorylase kinase activity; calmodulin binding
Source: RefSeq, a predicted model, not a curated record